Rhincodon typus (whale shark) is the source of this 4892-nucleotide messenger RNA. It is a transcript of the gene arhgap20b, whose product is annotated as Rho GTPase activating protein 20b. Gene Ontology annotation, biological process: signal transduction; regulation of Rho protein signal transduction. The coding region runs from base 188 to 3673 and encodes 1161 amino acids. NCBI's taxonomy places the organism in Eukaryota, Metazoa, Chordata, Chondrichthyes, Orectolobiformes, Rhincodontidae. Gene Ontology annotation, molecular function: GTPase activator activity. The transcript has 15 exons. The record is from RefSeq and is a predicted model, not a curated record.
AAUAGGACUCCCGAGCUCAGUGGAAAGAAAAACUGUGUAACUCUCAUCUGAGAUCAAACAACAAGUCCAGUCAGAUCAUUAUCAGGGGAUUUAUGCAGAUUGCAAAAGCAAAUACUGUACACAAAUCAUUCCUCCUGUUGGACAUGGGAAGCAAGAAACAUGUGCACUGAAGAAUCGAUUCAGCAUCAUGACUCCCCUGCAGAAUAACGGAGUCCAGAGGAAACAAAAAGCAGAAAGUGGAAGCCGAAUGUUUAAAACAUCAGAGACAGAAAAGAGGAUGAAACCUGCAGCAGAGAGGAGACGCUCAGCACCCACUAUGGCCAUUAGUAAAGCACUCAGCAAAUCAAGAACACCAUCCAGAGAUGGAUUGAUUUCCCCUACGUCUCCUGACAGCAAGUCGCUUGUUCGAGCCUUCAGCAGCCCCACGACGGCCUUUAUCAUGGACGAGCGAGUCCAGCUGACAACAGGAUUACAGACACAGGAGCGGCACCUCUUCCUCUUUAGCGAUGUCUUGGUGAUUACAAAAUCAAAGUCUUCAACUAACUUAAAGCUGAAGAAUCAGGUCAGAUUGUGUGAAAUGUGGACAGCCUUCUGCAUUGAUGAAGUAUGCGAGAGGAAAACAACUCCAGAAAAUUCUUUUGUCAUUGGAUGGCCCACAACUAACUGCGUGAUCACUUUUAGUUCUGCAGAAGCAAAGGAAAAAUGGCUUUCAGCACUUCAAUGGCAAAUCAAAGAGAUGAAGCAAGAUGAAUAUCCCAAGAAGAUAUCAAUGAAGAUGCUAGUGAUGACAAUGCAGAGUGGUGCUUCAGCAUUAACACUUAUGGUGGGUAACACAGAUACGGCGAGAAAGGUCAUUAAAAUGGCAGCUCAACAGCUCAAUGUAAAAGACAGAGCUUGUAAUUACCAGCUUUGGGUGAUUUCAGGAAAGGAGGCUACACCCUACCCACUGAUUGGACAUGAGCAACCAUUUAGUGUAAUGAUGAACUGCCUCAGAGACUUUACCGCACACAUGGAAAAAUCUGACAUUAAUACCCAAUUACAGGGUAGCAACAGAGCCAUCCUCUUUGAUGAUCUCCCAAAAGCCAAACAAUGUCAGUUUAUUCUGAAGCCAAGGCCUCAACCAGACAUCCAUGUAACCAGAGAAUCAACUCCAAAGCCUCUUAAAAAGAAGAAGUCAUUGAUAGACUGGGCUCUCCGCCGAAGCUCCAGCAACCAGUCAGACAGCAGUCUUAUCUUAGACUCUCCAGUUACUCCAAGGAAACUUUUUGGUUUGUCCCUACCAUCCAUCUGUAGGAAUGGCACCCUUCCUAAGCCUAUUAUGGAUAUGCUUGUCCUAUUAUAUCAUGAAGGACCCUCCACCAAAGGGAUUUUUAGGCGCUCAGCUAAUGCCAAGACUUGCAAAGAACUAAAGGAGAAAUUAAAUUCUGGAAACGAGGUGCAAAUGGACAAAGAAUCUGUCUUCGUGGCAGCUGCUGUUAUCACGGACUUUCUACGUAACAUUCCUGGCAGUGUUCUGUCAUCUGAACUGUACGAGAAAUGGAUGCAAGGGAUAGAAAAUGAGAAUGAAGAGGAAAAAAUACAGUCCAUGAAGAAUCUGGUGGAGGAGCUUCCUGAAGCAAAUGUCCUUCUUCUCCGUCAUUUGUUCGCUGUACUGCAUCACAUUGAGAAAAAUUCUGAAGAAAACCAGAUGACUGCAUUCAACUUGGCUCUUUGUAUUGCUCCAAACAUGCUGUGGCUUCCUAGUCCCCUGGGCCCAGAGGAAGAGAGCAAAUGCACAAGAAAGGUGGCCAUUCUGGUACAAUUCAUGAUUGAAAACUCUUGCCGAAUCUUUGGGAGUGGGUUGAAUUCACUAUUUGGAGAAUCAGGAGAUGUCCAGCAAGGAAAUUCUGAGGACUCACUGGAUAUAGGCUUGUUGCAGCCACAGUAUUCAUCUGACGAUAUGGAUUCAGAAUUAUCUGAUCAAAAAAGACAAAAAGUUCCAAAGGACCAGCCAAAUGAUUCCAUCUUCAUUACCUUGAAUGAUCCUAGACUGCACACAGCUGAAGGACCCAAGGACAUCUGGAACCAGCAGAGCUUAUUCAAUGAAGAAGUCCCAUGUAAGAAAAUCUUAGAGAAGAGUGACAGUGGAGACCUUUGUGAGCAGGUGGAAAAUGAGUCUUUAUAUUCCUGUUCCUCCGUCUCUUCACUUGUAGCUAUCCAGAGCAUUGACUCGGCACGAGACCGUUGCUCAUCUGAGCCCAGUGUCUGCUUGUCACACCGCCUUGCCUUAUCUCAUGAGCCCGUCGCCCGCCAGUCAAGCUGUGAUGCUGCCAUGUCUCAUGGCCAUAUUGAUUACUUACAACAACUGAAAAGGCUUCAGAUUGAAAGUCAGAGGUUAUUGGAUGAUGGGAAAGGCCCUGGGUCUAAUAAAAUGAGAUACACCUUUUGGAGGUCCCCUCAAAUUAAUACCAGGCUGAAACAGCCUAAUUCACAUCGAAUGAAUCUGUCAACCAGAUCAAGUCUGUCAAGCCUGUCUUCUCCCACCACAUCACCCUCAGAGUCUUCAUUAAGUUCAAUAGAUAGUGCCUUCUCUUAUUCUGACUCAUCAGUAUUUGGUCGCAAUGAUAUUUCACACUUUGGAAAUUCUGUAAAAAGCCAGAUAUCCUCACCUUGUACAUCCAAUAGGUUUACUGGCACAUUAUUUGGGACUUCGCCAUCUUCAGUGGCUUGCUGUCUUGAUAAUUUGGAUUGGUACAAUGAGGAAGCAGAAAAGAAAGGAGACUUGGACUGUGAAAGUGACCAAGAGGAUUUAGCUCAAAUAUCAGUCGAACAAAUGGCUCAUUUGAAAAGCCAAAGAUCUGAAGGUUCUGAAAAGGAUAGUGAUUGUUUUACAAGUGUAUCAUAUAUUGGAUAUGAUGAACAUGGAACAAAUUCUGUUCAAAAUGAUGCAAAGGAGUUAAGCAGAGAAAGUAAUAAAGAAAGAAGGAAUAGGUCAACUGUUCCCAAUGCAACACAAUGUGUUACAUUACCUGAGGAGCCCAGUGUAGCACCUUCUUACAGUGAGAAUGUUAAACGCACUAAAAUAACAUUCUACAUGGCACCAGGAAAGGUGUUCAGUAUACAACAUACGGAUGAUCAGGAGAAACAGAACCUUGAAGUUGACAAUGCCGCGCAAGAUGACAAUAGUCUCAACAGUCUGUCACCAACCAGCAAAGGAAGUACUAGACAACCAGGACAGACUUUAAAGGUCCACAUCCCUCAAACUGUGUUUUAUGGUCAGGACUCACCCUUGGUUCUCCAAUCUGUUGCACGAAGGCAGAUAUAUGAUGGAUCCAAGGCGUCACAGAAAAAGGUUAUGCCCGGGGACAUUUUAACAAGAACAUCUUCCCCAGAUUGUCCUUCACAGAGUGACACGCAAUUAUUAGAUGGUUCGACUCAGCCCAUAUCUCCUCAGCAAUGUAGUAAAAGCACGAGUAAUAAAAGACACACUAUUCGUUUUAUAUUACCUCCCUCAGUUAAAACUACUGUUAAGGACUACUUCCUUUACAGUGAGGCCAAACACUGCCUCAGAGACACUAAGACAGUGGAGAGUGAACUAAUUAGAAGAAGACAAGAAUGGCAAAGUAGACGGUGCACUGAUUCACAAUUGGAAGACUUUGAAAAUAUUAUUUUCACAGAUGAAUCUUAUGUCUGAUAUUGUAACCUUCUAACAACUAUUUUUAUCAUACAUUUAUUUUUUUAAACCAGGGCAGCACUCCACAAGUUGCUACUGAUAAAAUUACUUCCUAUAUAAAAGGCUAUAUGGUAGUAGACAUGUAUGUUGAGCACCACCGUUAUUACCAUUGCCUCGAAGUUUCUGUUAAAGAAACUAGCAGACAAACACCUUUAGAAUAAUAGAUGAAUAAUAACACCAAAGGUCGCCCGUUAACCAUAAAAUUGGUUCAGCUCAAUGCAAGAGCAGUUUAGCCAGUCCUGUUCUCCUGGCCUUUUCUAGUUGCCUUGUAAAAGUUUUCCUUCAGGUACAUCUCCAAUUCUCCUUCAAAAACCAAUACUGAAUCUGUCUCCAACACUCUUUCAAGUAAUGCAUUCUGGAUCAUAAACAAUCUUGAAAGAGGAUUUUCCUCAUGGCAUCUUUUGUGCUCUGGCCAAUUCCUGUCUGUGUCUGUGUUCUCUAGUUUGCAAUCCUUUCACCAAUGAGAACAGUUUCCCCUUUUAUUGUGUGUCUGGUCCUUUCAUGAGUUUGAAUCUUCUCCAUCAAAUUGCCUCUCAACCUUCUCCGUUCCAAAGAGAAUAAAGCCAGCUACUCCAAUCUAUCUACAUACUUAAAAUCCCUAAUUCUUGCAACCAUUUUCAUAAUUUUUUUCAGUAUCUUCAUAUUUCUGAUAAAAUAUGGUGCCCAGUGAUGAACACGUGUUUUAAAAGUAUUCACCAUAACUUGUAUGGUUUUGUGCUUUAUGCCCCUAUUUAUAAAGUCCAGCAUUCUAUAUGUUCUUAUAAGCACAUUUGCAACCUGAACUGCCAUCAGCAAUUUGUGCAUAUGUAAACCCAGUGCAUUGACUUUAGAGUUAUACAUUUAAUCUAUAUUGUUUCUCCUAAAUCAUCCAUUCAAAAUGUAUCACUUCACAUGAAAUUAAUUUCUUCUGUGAUGUAUCAAUUCACUCCACUAGCUUGCAUCCUCUUGAAGUUUAUCACCAUUCCCCUUGAAAUUCACAAUUUCUUACAAGUUUUACUUCAUUUGCAAGCUUGGAAAUUGCGUGCUGCUUAUCCAAGUUUGAAAUCAAGAAAAACAGUGGUCCUUUAUCAAUCCUUGGAUUUUCCAUUUGGGAAAACAACAAUUCAGUGUAACAGAGAUAGUAGGAACUGCCGAUGCUGGAGAAUCUGAGAUAACAAGGUGUAGAGCUAGAUGAACACAG